AUGGAGACUUCUAAUACGCCCGGCAUACAGCAGCGUCUUCCUUCCUGGUUGCGAUUCGGCACCCGAGCCGAGAAAGUGACCGAUGCCAAGCCCAAAGGUCCGAUGGGGCAAAAAAUCCAUCCAAAUGGCCCUCCACCCUUCCUUCCCCUUUACGAGGAUCUUCACGACACACCCUUCAAGCCAAUCCGCAGGCAAGAGGAACGAAGGGUUCUAGAGAGUGUUGAUGUCAUCAUGUCGCAAGUCCGCAAGGAGCUCGACGAAUUCGAUCCAGGCACACUCGAUCUAAUCGCCGUCGAGCACAACAUCCGCAGCUGCUGCAUUCUAAGAGCAACUUCCGCCUGCCGAGCACUAAGAUACGGUGACGACAUGGGAGAAAAUGAACAAAUGAAAAGGAAGACGAAAGAAUAUAUCAAGGCGGUAGUGGGUGUAGUUCAUGGGUCCAAGAACAAAGAGUUAGUUCGGCUUAUUAUGGAAAAAGCCGCCCUGGAGGCACUUUACUAUCGGAAAGCCUUGAAGCCAUGCGAUAUCAAGUUGGGGACUUACUUUGAAGAGGAUCCUUCUGAGUACCGGUAUAUCGGCCUUACCUAG
This is a messenger RNA of Clonostachys solani, 588 nucleotides long. The record is from the annotation of a GenBank genome assembly. Lineage: Eukaryota; Fungi; Ascomycota; Sordariomycetes; Hypocreales; Bionectriaceae.